AUGUACGAUGUUAUCAAAUCGCCGUUAAGUCUGCUUCGUCGUAGUGGAGUGUGGUGGACCGGGUGGUGUGGCGGCGGCGCGGCGCAGUGCGGCGCUAUCGAGCGGGCGCGGCGCGGGGUGGCGCGGGGAGGGUGCAAGGAGGCGCGAGAGGGGCAGUCGAGGGGUGGCACGCGGCAGUGUGCUCGGAGCCCCCGGGAGCGCGGCAUGGGUGGCGCGCUGCUGCUCGCGCUGCUAGCGGCGGCGCGGGCUGAGCCCAACGCCACCGACGCGCUCGACAUCGGCUCCUCGCCGCCAUCAGAAGAGGAGAAGACCCCGCUCUUCCCCACAGACUUGUUCAGCGAGGAGCAGCGGCGCUCGGGUGCGGUACUCCUGCACGUUGUCGGCAUGGGGUACAUGUUUGUCGCGCUCGCUAUCGUGUGCGAUGAAUUCUUCGUGCCUGCACUUGACGUUAUCAUCGAGAGGCUGGCCAUCCGCGACGACGUGGCCGGCGCCACGUUCAUGGCGGCGGGAGGUUCCGCGCCAGAACUCUUCACCUCCAUAAUUGGCGUGUUUGUGUCGUUCGACGACGUGGGCAUCGGGACGAUCGUGGGCUCCGCGGUGUUCAAUAUAUUGUUUGUGAUCGGUGCGUGCGCGCUGUUUUCCCGCACAACUCUGACACUCACCUGGUGGCCGUUAUUCCGCGAUUGCUCCUUUUACUCGAUCAGCUUAUUGGUGUUAAUAUACUGUUUCCGGGACAGCCAUAUAUAUUGGCAGGAGGCGCUGGUGCUGUUCUCGUUGUAUGGCGCGUACGUGAUGUUCAUGCGGUGGAACCAGCCGGUGGAACGCGCGUUUAAGAAGCUCAUCUACAAGAACAAGGUGACGCGCGUGCGGAGUACUGAUCAGCUGAUGCCAACGGUAAGCUCGCCCGCACACACCCGCCCGCAUGCUGUGUUGCAGCAUCGCCGCAGAUUUGGUUAG
This is a messenger RNA of Arctia plantaginis, 957 nucleotides long. The record is from the annotation of a GenBank genome assembly. Lineage: Eukaryota; Metazoa; Arthropoda; Insecta; Lepidoptera; Erebidae.